This is a messenger RNA of Xenia sp. Carnegie-2017, 1684 nucleotides long. Its product is annotated as multiple epidermal growth factor-like domains protein 11. NCBI's taxonomy places the organism in Eukaryota, Metazoa, Cnidaria, Anthozoa, Malacalcyonacea, Xeniidae. The transcript has a single exon. The record is from RefSeq and is a predicted model, not a curated record. The coding region runs from base 9 to 1538 and encodes 509 amino acids.
AUUCUUAAAUGACUGAAGUUGGAAAGAACGCUUGGAUUCUACUUUUUGCUUGCAUUCUGUCAACGCCGCCUUUUACAAGCUGCUCUCGAGAAAUAACGACUUGCAAUCUCUACUCGACCGGAGAAUGCGCGCAACAUUGUCACAAGCAUCCCAAGGAUGGAAAAGAAAGCUGUGCGUUGACGUGCCGUAAACACGAGAAUGGAACUGUUGUGAAACUAUGCAAUCAAUUGUGCGAUCCUUCGGAUGACAACACUAAAAAAUGCUCGUUUCAUUGUUCCGCCACCAAGGAAUGCGUACAGCAAUGCGUGAGUGGAUAUUGUAGGAAAAUGAUAUGCUCUCGAAAUCACGGAAACUGUGAACAGCACUGCACUGGCGGCUCCUGUAAGAAGAUGCUGUGUCACUCCGAGCAUUGUUUUCAGCAUUGCAGAACUGGGGGCUGUAAUAUGGAAUGUGGACGCCAUGUAAAAUACUGUGAACAAAUUUGCCCCGGAGGUAACUGUCAUAUCAAAUGUGCGGCAAAAAUAUGUCGUGCAUAUUGUCCUACUGGAUCUUGUGAUAUGACUGGCCCAAAUAAAAAGAUCCAGACUCGUUGUGACAUCCGAGAUCGAAAUCAAUGUGCUCAAACUUGUAAUAAAUAUGGAUGUUACUGCAAGGGAGAUAGUCAUUUCACACAUUGUAAACAGGCUUGUAAAGGUAAAGUUUGUCUCUCCAUUGCAUGUCAUUCAAAAGUAUGCAGGCAAAACUGCGGAUCCAACUGCUCGCUUACAUGUAGUGCUGAAAGUUGCAGUCAAGAGUGCACCGGCUCAGGGUGCGUCUUGUCCUGCGGUGGUAGUGUGAACGUUUGCAAACAAUAUUGCAAAGGAGGUGGAUGUAUUUUCAACUGUGCUGCUAAAAUAUGCAUCAAUGAUUGCGAACCAUCUGGGACUUGCAUUUUUAACGACGUCGGUGAACGGCCAGGAUUGCAUUUGGACAUAAAGUGUGAUUACAGACACAACGGUCAGUGUGAACCCUCCUGUAGGGACUGUCUACAUGGUGAAAAGGAUUUGACAUGUACUGGCACGGACGGGGGGAAAUGUAAUCAAAAUUGUGUCGGUGGCUUUUGCAAGAAUGUGAAGUGCAUGUCGGCAAACCAUUGCUUGCAGAACUGUCCUGGUGGGCAGUGUAAAAAUAUGGAUUGUCACAGUAGACACUGCGAUCAACGAUGCUCCGGUGGUAGUUGUGAAAAAAUGCAAUGUACCUCGGAAAAUUGUACACAAGUAUGUCUUGGUAAUUGCAAUAAGAUGAUAUGUAAUGCUCAGACAUGCGAACAACUGUGUUAUCUUGGACGAUGUACUUUUGAGUGUGGUGAAAAUGUUACCACAUGUAAACAGACUUGUUACUCAGGUUUCUGUAACUUUAAAUGCCGGGGGAAAAAUUGCGCGCAAGUUUGCCCCAAAGGCAUUUGCUUCAGCGUUAUUGACAAUUCGGGUUCAUCGAGUCGUCUUCGUUAUUUGUAUAGUAUUUUACUAUUUCUUCUUGCGUUGUGUAUAUUAUUGUAAAGAUUAUGUUAAUAUACGAUGUUGAGUUGCGCUGUACUGUAAUAUAUCUUGUAUUUGAUGGCUUUUUAGUUCAUGCAAUGUUUAACGUUGCAAAGCUAUCGUUGAAAAGUCUGCGUUUGUUAAAAAAAAUAAAGCUAUAAACUACA